Molecule: messenger RNA, 2033 nt
Organism: Desarmillaria tabescens
Lineage: Eukaryota; Fungi; Basidiomycota; Agaricomycetes; Agaricales; Physalacriaceae
Product: glycosyltransferase family 22 protein
Exons: 10
Coding region: 18-1961 (647 amino acids)
Biological process (GO): protein N-linked glycosylation
Cellular component (GO): endoplasmic reticulum membrane
Molecular function (GO): alpha-1,2-mannosyltransferase activity
Source: RefSeq, a predicted model, not a curated record
CUCAUUUCGUUCGCGUCAUGUCGGGAACAACUCAAAGUAUUCGAUUGCGACGCCCACAGACAGAGAAUGCGACGCCCAAGCCGAAGAAACAGGACAGACAUUCCGGUAUUCUUCAAGAUCAACUGAGGCGGUCUGACCGGCCACCAUGGAGUCCAAGCUUCAGCCUUGCAUUCCGCAUUAUCCUCCUAAUACGUGUCAUGGGUGCAAUGUACUCAAACAUCGAUGACUGCGACGAAGUAUUUAAUUUCUGGGAACCUCUUCACUACUUCGACAAAGGAUAUGGUUUUCAGACUUGGGAAGUCUCGCCGGAAUACGCAAUUCGUAGCUGGACAUAUAACGACAAGCGGCCGUCAUUUUUCGCAGUCCGGAUUUUUCUCGCUUUUAUCAGCACGUUCUGUGAAGUUAUCCUAUAUCGCCAAGUCUACGAGAAAGUCAAUCAGAGAGUCGGACGGUACUUGUUUUUCAUGCUAGCGUUUAGCGCCGGAAUGUGGAAUGCAUCAACAGCUUUCCUUCCUUCCUCCUUUGCAAUGUAUACGUCGAGUGUGGCCUUUGCCUACUCUAUUGCCCCUUCAUCUGUAAAGGGUCAUAGGAAAACUAUAGUUUCAACGAUCAUGUUUGCUACUGGCGCCAUUGUUGGAUGGCCGUUCGCUCUUGCCCUCGCAGUUCCCUUUGUAUUUGAAGAGUUCUUCGUGUUCGGUGCUGAUACGGUUCCUUCUGCCUCCUACGUAUCUUGGAUAUCAACGAGAUGGAAACGUCUAUUCGGCGCAGGCGUAUUAGCCUCUCUCAUAUUCGUUCCUGUGGUAGCCAUCGAUAGUUUUGCUUACGGAAAACUUUCCGUUGUACCUUGGAACAUUGUCCGGUACAACAUCUUCUCAGAUCGCGGACCAAACCUAUAUGGCACGGAGCCAUGGAAUUUCUACAUUCUCAACCUCUUGUUGAACUUCAAUGUCCUCACUCCAUUGGCCUUACUCUCCUUGCCUGCUCUCGCCGUCACGUAUGCAGUAGAUCGCAAGCGUCUAGGAUCCACAAAGCCCAGAAAAGAAGAAAGCUCUCCUUUUACUCUGCUAGCCUUACGACUUGCUCCCUUCUACCUGUGGUUGUCAAUAUUGAGCAAACAAGAACACAAAGAGGAGCGGUUCAUGUUCCCGGCGUAUCCAAUGCUGUGCUUUAAUGCUGCAAUUAGCGUAUAUUUGAUUCGGGGCUGGCUAGAAACAGCGUUUAUCAAAAUAACGAAGUCGCCAUAUCGAGCGGCUCACUCCCCCAUUUUCCGGUCCUUCACCUCAUCAGCUGUUCUCUGCUCUAUUCUUCUCUCGACGUCCCGCAUCUUAGCCCUCUGGAACUACUAUCACGCCCCCAUGACACUGAUGUACGCCUUGGAGUCCCAGGAAAUACCGACACUUCUCAACGAGACAGGGCUGCUCCCCACUCCGCUUCCACCCAUCGGAACCCCAAAGAAUAAGAAAGUUCAACAGCCGAGAAUCGACCUCAGCCCUGUCAAGGAACUUGAGCUUACACUUUGCAUCGGAAAAUUCGUCAAGAGCGAGUUCGAUGGUCUUCUCCCGGGGCAUUUCAGGGAGAGCACUAACGACACUGUGGGAUUGUGGCCAAGGCCCGAAACUAGGCACAUUCCUAAAGACAUGAACGAUUUGAACCGGGAGGAACCGUCGCAUUAUGUUCCUGUAUCGCGUUGCGAUUAUUUGAUGGAUCUUGACUUUCCGUCUCAUCCUUCGUCCUCCCCAUUAGAACCCAGAUACAGCACUCUUACCGAUAUAUGGGAGAAAAUCUAUUGCAAGCCUUUCCUUGAUGCUCAUCACUCACCAUUGUUAAGUCGAGCACUGUGGAUGCCUGGCGAGAAGUGGAGGCAACUUAAUAGUUGGGGUGAUUUUUGCUUGCUGAAAAACAGAGCGCUUGUCGAAGGGAAGGUGCAGGCUGUUCGGGAGCGAAGAGAGAAGAAGAACUGAAGAUUAGUGUUUAAUUGUAAACACAUAAUAAAUUCCUCGUUUGUUACGGAAAUCCAGUUAUUUAGAACCUAC